Molecule: messenger RNA, 870 nt
Organism: Staurois parvus
Lineage: Eukaryota; Metazoa; Chordata; Amphibia; Anura; Ranidae
Source: the annotation of a GenBank genome assembly
UUACUGUUUGUGGUCUUUUUGUUCAUCUACAUCAUUACCGUGAUUGGCAACCUCUCUAUAAUCUCAGCCUACAGGUUCAAUUCAGGCCUUCACACUCCAAUGUACUUCUUUCUAGCCAACUUCUCCUUUCUGGAGAUCUGUUACAUUUCCACGACAGUUCCCAAAUUGUUGUCGAGUCUUCUACUAGGAAUUAAAUCCAUCUCUUUCUUGGGUUGUGUUGCUCAGAUGUUUUGUUUUUUGCUCUUGGGUGGCACAGAGUGCUAUAUGCUUGCAGCAAUGGCAUAUGAUCGCUAUAAUGCCAUAUGUCAUCCCCUUGUGUAUGGUGUUAUCAUGAAUAAGAGAACCUGUCUAGGGCUUAUAGCUGUCUCAUGGAUUAGUGGAGCAAUAAACUCUUUAAUACAUACGGUUCUCACAUUCACUUUGUCCUUCUGUGGUGCCAAGACCAUCAACCACUUCUUCUGUGACAUCCCUCCUCUGCUUGACUUGGCUUGUUCUGCGACAGAGAUUAAUGAAAUUGUCCUUCUAGUGGCAUGCGGCUGUGUCAUUGUCAGUGCGUUCUUAUUAACCGUUGCGUCUUACGUGCGCAUCAUUUCAGCAAUACUUAAUAUAAAGUCUACCUCUGGGAGAAAGAAAGCUUUUUCAACCUGUGCCUCUCAUCUUAUUGUUGUCACUAUGUUUUAUGGCUCUGCUAUUUUCAUGUACUUCAGACCCAAAUCAAGCUAUUCCAUGAAUAAGGAUAGGUUGAUUGCAGCUUUGUAUGCUUUUAUUGCACCACUACUUAACCCAUUCAUAUACAGCCUCAGGAACAGUGACGUAAAAGUGGCCGUCAAAAAGAUUUUAUGUAGAAUAUUUAUAGUUCAAAGAUAUUAA